Molecule: messenger RNA, 692 nt
Organism: Triticum aestivum (bread wheat)
Lineage: Eukaryota; Viridiplantae; Streptophyta; Magnoliopsida; Poales; Poaceae
Exons: 2
Coding region: 114-623 (169 amino acids)
Source: RefSeq, a predicted model, not a curated record
CGCACACGCGUACUGGCCGGAGGAUACAGAAAAGAUGGGCGAACGGGCGACUGGGCGGGCGACCGGGGCCACGGCCGCGGCUGCAUCGUCCCUAGCCGGAGGAUACAGAAAAGAUGGGCGAACGGGCGACUGGGCGGGCGACCGGGGCCACGGCCGCGGCUGCAUCGUCCCUAGCCGCCGGUGAUGGCCAGAGAGUCGGAGGCCGGUUCUGGGCUCUUGCCGAUCCGGAUGAGGAGGAUGCGGACGACGACAGGGAUGGGAUCCCGGCGGGUUCUCCACCGUCUCUGACUCCGUCAGAUCUCAUAUGUGAGUUUUUUCAUUCAGGGUACGACGAAGAUGAAGUGGCAACAACGGUUGAUGGUGUACUGCCACCUGAUGAUCCGGCAAGAAUUGGAUUGCACGCGGGAGAGAAGAAAGAAAUGAUCCGUUGCGUAGUUCACUGGAGAGCGGCGGCGACGGCAAUCAAACCAUGGAAAGGUCCCCUCCCGAAGGUUAUUUUCAAAGCCACGGCGUUGAUCCGUUCGUGGUCGUUACUCACUCCGACGGAGGCCAGGGAGCAUUUGGUUAUUGAAUCUAUUCGUUGGGAGAUGAUAACUCCGGAUAUCUUCAACCGAUUUGGAUGACGAUCAUGUAAUAGGAUAUGCAAUUAGUUUACCUAUCUCUCUUUUGCCAGUCGGUUGUGGCGUCCUUUA